GGCUUACAGAGUGGAUUGGGUACAUCCGCUCGUGCUUUUACGCGCGUUUCCAUCCCAAGCAGUCAUCCCGUUGUGCUUUCGGUUGAUGUGUUGGUGAAACAUGCGAGUUUUGUUGCUUUUGCGUCGUUGGUGAUCUUCAGUUUGCCAGUAUGUGCUGGACGUCUAAGUUCUGAUCAGCUGCUUCUUUGGUGGUCGAGUUUUGCGUGCUUCUGGCACGAUAACGUCAGACAUCAUGGACUACUUGAUGCCAUCUGAAGUUGCCCGCUUGGUCCUAGGUUACCUGAAGUCCGCAGGGUGUCACGCCACUUGGGAGACGUUUUUAAGAGAAAGUCCUGACCUAAAGGAAUACGCUGAGUACGUGCGGAGGGGCAGGGAGUACCCGACGAGCAUCGGUGGCAAAAACCUUAUGCAACUUGUUGAUGCUGGCUAUCAAAUUACACAAACCCAUGGUGGAAGUGCCUCUUCAGGGGAUCUCUUGCCAAAUCUUCAAAAUUUAUCAGCCCAAUUGAAUGAUGUUUUAGCCCGCUUGCAGUCUGCACAACCGGAAAACAAUGCACCUGCUGCUGCGCCUACGAAUGGAAACGAAGCCCAUUCAAGCAGUAGUACAAACGCACUGCCGCAACAGCCAUACCGUACAGACCAGCAAUCAGCCCAGCCGUUAAUGCUGACGACGUCGAGCGGAUACCAAUCGUUGCAUCACUCCUCAGCCUCGCCUCAACAGGAACGGCGGCAUCCCCAUCCCGGUGGGGACACGUUGAGCUAUCAUGUUCACACGCACAUCCCGCCCUUACCUCUACUGCCACCAUCUAUUGCCAGCGUGCUGAAACACCAUUCAACCACGAAGCAACUUCCGGGUGGCCUAGCAAGGUUCGAGCCUCCGGAGAAGGACCUGGGAACGGCAACUCACAGCGGUCAUCAUUCUAACCCAGCAAAGUCCACACCAUUGGGUUAUUGCUAUCCUCCACCACCAGGACACAUUGCUACUUCGCAGCUUCCAGGAUUCGAUGACCCUUUUCUGGCCUAUCUGAACCCUUUUCCGAGACCACUGUAUCCUAGGCACCCCUACAUCAGCGACGAGGUGCCCGUGCGGGAUUGCGGCAUCGACCUCCGCAAACGGCCACAAGAAGCGAGCGAUGGCAGCUGUUCUUCGGGUGCAAGGCCGUCAAGUCCCGCGGGCAAUGAGAUGUGCAACCUUGCUGAGAAAGAAAAGAGCCAAGAGCACGAACCCCACUCCGAUCUUUCGCGUAACGCAGCCGACGGACAAGAUGGCUGUCAGGAGGAUCAGCGCGACAGCGCACUGGCAGACGAACCUGUGCCCUGUGUCGAACCUAUGAGUGAAGGCUUUGAAGUUUCGUCGGAGGCAGCGGCGGAAACCCGGACGGAAAUCAGCGAAGAAAUCGACGUGGACGGAAGUUCCCGAGGGCCAUCUCCGGCGUACGAGGAAGCAGGCACAGCUGGUGCUGUGUCAGGCUGUGCUGUGUCAGCGGCUUUAACUGUGAAUUCAUCUGCGCCCACUUCAACGGUGACGUCUGCUGCAUCAUCUCCGAGACCAACGGCGCCUUUAGUGCAGCAGACACCGGAUCAUCCACCGUCAGCCGAAAACUCAACGUCUUUCGAGACGCCAGAAAAUGCCGGAGUGCCUCCGCUCCCAAGCCGAUUUCCAGAUCCCGAUUCACCACGUGCCAUCUUGUCUGAAGCGAGAUCAAUGCUGCCGUCACUGACGACCCCCGUGAAAGCGAUUCGCUUCGACCCGGAGCGCUUUUACUCGCCUCGGCGGAAAAGCCUCAUCCCAAGGCGUCGACUUUUGGUUGGAUUUUCUCCAUCUGCCAAGCAAGCCGCAGACUCCGGGAGUACCAACUCGUCAAACGAAGACACCAGGGAGUUUUCGGCCCUGCUUGAUGAGUUGGUGCACAACUACCCAUUCGUAACAAAGCUGGCAGAGAACAUAAAUCAGGCUGUGGUUGGCCCAGACGGGGCUGACAACGAAGGAACAACUUUCCGUUUGGAGCCCAUUGCCGAAGAAGCUCCUGUCGACACCGGAGACAUGCUGAACUCGCAGGAAUCGGCCAUGUCGGAGUCUCUGAUAAAGGAGAUAUUGAACAAAACGGAGAAUGACCCCGUCUUUGAAGCAGCUCUGGCACAGAUAUGUGAAAAGUUGGACACAACGAACGAGGUUCACGGAGUCCUGGUCACCCCCUCCAAGAGCAGUUCAAAGUCCAGGCAGCGGACGGAAAACUGCAGUCCCAAGACACCAAGCCACUCUCGUCGACCUCAGUCGCAGCCCACAACACCGCAGCUCAUGCGCCUGUUCACCAUGCCGCGCAAGUCGCCAAACAGGUCACCACACAAAUCACCACAGAAGUCACCGCACAGGUCCCCACACUCAUCUCCAAACGUUUCACCGCACGUGUUGAUGCACAGGUACCCAAACAGGUCUCCGAAUGCAUACUCAGAUGUGUCCUCGAACGUGUCCCCGAAUGUGUCACCAAAUGUGUCACCAAAUGUUUCACCAAACACGUCACCAAACGUGUCACCGAACAAGUCAUCGAACGUGUCGCCAACUGCUUCCCCACAUGUUUUGCCACAGAUGGCGCCACCGGCAACCCCACCAAGACGAUCUCCAAGAAUUAAUGCUCGAAACUGUAAGCAAGCACAACAACCUCCUCUCUCCACAGCCGCAACAGGCUCAAUGGAAAGCACAGAAAACGCAGGAAGCAGCAUGCAGGGCAAAGCAUCGCUGGGAACGCAAGCGAAGCCUAAAUCAACACCCCAAGCGGCCAAGGUAGUGCCGGUCAACCAGUCUACUAACAAAGAUGCACCCGCAGAACAUGCAACAGAGCUGCCUUCUAAGCUGCCUUUGCCACCACAGCCAACUAACAAAUCUCCUUUCAAGGUGCCCCAAGAAACAGCGACCUUCAGGCUUCCGGUGAGCUUACCACUGAAGUCAUUGAUGAAGGAGGCCGCAGCGUUGUCACCUAAAGUCGUGCUGUCGCCACUGAAGCCCACCGUGCAGGUUGUUUCGAAGGCCACAGAAAACGGAGAGACUGUGACUUGCAUCUCCAUUCCUGACUCGCCAGCGUCAUCCAAGUCCUCCCCGCUCAAGCAGUGCUUGACGCUGGCGGAUGUCAUUGAUUCAGUGCUGUCACCAGAGCGUCGACAGGCGCUCUCCCAAACUGAGAGCAUGGUACAGCCACUGCCACCACUGCCUGCAGCUUCCAGCAAUGCUCAGAGCCCCGUCGUCAUUAUGUCUGAUGGCACCCAAGUCAUGCUGUGCACCAACGACAGCGUGACCUCUGAACAUCAGACACUCGCACCGUCUUCGGUGCUGACCAAUACGGCAACGUCGACCAUUUCUAACAUCAUUUACCCAAAUGUGAUGGUCAACGGCAUGCCCCAGCUUGGCUCCUUCAGCAUUGUAAUGCCCAAUGUCCCAAUGUCUUCCAACUGCCAGUUUAUAACCAUGAACGGCAGCACCACAACGGCUGUGGUGCAGAGCGGUGCGCCCGUGGCCAAGAAACGACUGCCCCUGCUGCAGCCCAAGGAGCCCCUGCCUUCGCAGCCUUCUCCGCCGGCUGCUUUCAAACAAGUGGAAGAUCCAAAAUACAGAUACGUAAUGGGAAACCGUUUAAAGAAUGCAAAGCGUAUUAAAGAGAUAACAAAACAUGGUAUGCCGUCACUAGAGAGCAGGCAGGGCCAGUCGAUUGCAAAUAGUAGCAACAGUGCCACGUCGCAGCCGUCCACAUCCGCGGCAAGCUCCCUCAAUGCAGGCAGACCACAGCACUCGACUGCCAAGCCACAGACCCCGCCAGGUGCCUCGCAUCGCUUGAAUGCCCCGUCGGCCAAUGAAAAGAGCCCCCAGUUGAAGUCUCUUGCGGCCGUUGCUUCCAAGUGCACGACAUCACAGAAUCACGUGAGGGUGUUAGACUUUGGUGGUGGUCCCAGCGAACUUGCACAGGAUAGCAGCGAGGGUGCCUCUAACGACGCUUCCAGCGAACGCCUUGUCAAGACGAUCGAGUCAAUCCGGACUAGCCUGACUGGAGCCGUGAACCGAGUGUUGAGAAACAACUCGGAAGGCAUUACCGGCCCUGGUCCAUCGAAGAAGAAGAGAAAAGGAACACCACAUAAUGCCGGGGGAAAAACAAAAAAGGCCAAAAAUGAGGAAUACUUGAAAAGCAUGGACGUAAACAAGUUUCUGGACAAGAUACAUAACAGCUGAUCACUGCCUUUUAUGUUAUUUCGUUAACUGGCACACCCAUGCCAUAACCUUGUACAGUUCAUUGUAAAAAAGCCAUCCUUCAUCAUAAUGAAUUAGCUGUACAUCUUGCAUUGUAUAUUAGCCAACUUCGUUAAUGGAAUGUUUUUAGCAUAUAGUAUGUAUAUAUAUAUGUAUAUAUAAAAUAACUGACAUUCUUGACAGGACACUGGAAUUAUAAGCUCAUACGGGUUGUGUCCAGGUUGUCAUUUGUAUUUAAUAAAUGCAAGGUUUCACAUUUUG
This is a messenger RNA of Rhipicephalus sanguineus (brown dog tick), 4495 nucleotides long. RefSeq names its product proteoglycan 4. The transcript has 16 exons. The record is from RefSeq and is a predicted model, not a curated record. Gene Ontology annotation, molecular function: protein binding. Bases 233 to 4216 code for a protein of 1327 amino acids. NCBI's taxonomy places the organism in Eukaryota, Metazoa, Arthropoda, Arachnida, Ixodida, Ixodidae.